AUGCUAUACAAAAAUAUACAACAACAGCAGAGCAUUACACCUCCACAGACAAAUCAAUUCAAGAAUCAACAAACCGAUGAAUACGAGGAAAGAGGUAGAGCUAAAGGUAAGGAUACAGUAUGUCAGUCUACGAAUACACAAUUGCCCUCAACACAGGACCAAACAGUGCUAAAAUAUCAAUCUCAAGGUCCGAUGCGUUCUAGAUCAACAAAUGAUACAAGUGUAUUAGCAAACCGAAGAAAAGCAAUAAACAAAAGAACUGGAUCGGAGCAACUACUACUAACAGCAAUUAAUCAGAACCAUCAGUCAAAAUCCAAAUUAACAAGAUCAAUAUCGUCACAAGGAGUCAAUACACUUCAACAACAACAACAACAACAACAUCUUCAUCAUUAUCAUCGCACACCACAACUUCCUCUUCAAAGCAAGAAAAAUAUACCUAUGGUGAAUAACGAACUACCCCCACCAAACCAGGCUCGUCCACAAUUUAGACGCUGGAAUCUGUAUAAUGUCCCGAAAACUAUUUCGAAAGACCCAGCAAUGGAGUCAGAUAGCAAACUAGAGAUUAUUAUCGACAAAAACAGUAUAUCACCUUUGACUGUACUAAAGGACCAGUAUGAUACCAAAAGACCUAUUACCAACAAUGUUAUUACUAAUACAUCAACAGACAAUUCCUUUAGCUCUCUAUCCAAGAAUAAUGCAAAUGAAGUCAAACCUGAUAGGAAAUCCCAAAUAACAUUAGCUAGUUCACAUAACCAAAACUUGUAUGAGAAAAUGAAAAGCAUGGCCCACACAGGAAUGAGUUCCCUACUCUUUUUAACAGGAAAUGAAACCCAAGAAAAAAGUGUUAAAUCAUAUUUGCAAAGUGACCUGGACGAUGAGUCAGACGAAGACGAGGAAGAAUUGUGGGGUAGGAAACUUAAUGAAAACACAUUAGAUUCCGAUACCCAAUAUGCCAUCGAGCAGAUUAAUGACACCACGACUAGUGAUGAGCCAGACAAUCAAACCAUUGAUUUUGAAGAUCUUAUGACAAAAAUAAGCGGGUUUCAAGAAAAUCUUGUCCAUAAGCUACCUUAUACAAACGUCAAACUAAGUAGGACCCAGCAACGACAAUUGGAUUAUAAGCAGUUGUAUGAGUAUGAAUCGACCGAUAAAGAAAACAGCUCCGAUUUGGUUUGUUAUGAUUGGAAAAUUCAAAAUGAAACAAUACUAUCCCAGUAUACAUCUAUUCGAUUAAGGUUUUCUUCAAAACAAACCACCAACACAAGGCAAAAUAAACAAAACGUGGAAAAUCAUAUGGGUAUACUAGGAUUCAUUGACAGAUUUAAAAAUAGUACUACUAGUAAUACAUCAACAUCCAAUUUGGAGACUUCAUUUGAUGAUGUGAAUGCAAAGUUGAACAAAGUAUGGACACAAGAGUUUAGUCACCUAUUUGUACAUAUCCCUCAACAAGAUACAAACACCGUACCUGAAGUUGAGGAUAAAAAUAUUUAUGAAGGCAAAACAGCUAAUAUGAAUAAAUUGGCAAAAGGUGUAAAACUAAACGGACUUUUGAAAAUAUGA
Molecule: messenger RNA, 1560 nt
Organism: Candida dubliniensis CD36
Lineage: Eukaryota; Fungi; Ascomycota; Pichiomycetes; Serinales; Debaryomycetaceae
Exons: 1
Coding region: 1-1560 (519 amino acids)
Source: RefSeq, a predicted model, not a curated record